Penicillium nucicola is the source of this 672-nucleotide messenger RNA. RefSeq names its product NOPCHAP1/New4 family protein. The record is from RefSeq and is a predicted model, not a curated record. The transcript has 2 exons. Lineage: Eukaryota; Fungi; Ascomycota; Eurotiomycetes; Eurotiales; Aspergillaceae. Gene Ontology annotation, biological process: box C/D snoRNP assembly. Bases 1 to 672 code for a protein of 223 amino acids.
AUGCAAAAAGAAACCUCAAAGCCAGAGGCAGCAAAGAGCCCGACCAGCAACAAACCCUCAAAAACAAUGAAUUUAACAGACCGUACGGCCCGCCGUCAACGCGCCUCAUACCCUCCCUCAGACUCAGACCCAACCUCAUCCUCGGGCUCCUCAGAAGACUCUAGUGAAAGUGAAAGCGAAAAUGAAGACGAACACCACUCCGAUCAAGAAAUGCGCGAUGAACCCAGAGCCACAGGGGCAAAAGUAGCUGAUUCAUCCUCAUCACUACCACACAUCGGCGGCCGCCCUAAACCGCGUAUACACCGCAUGAAGGGCGACUCGGAGCUGUUGUCGCGGCUUACUUCUUUCUUGCCGCAGAUGAAGACCGCGAAUGAGGAUUUGCAGAAGGAGAUCGAGGCUGGCAGGGUUGGAAAUCUUGUUCUUGAUAAUGCUGAUGAGAGCGGGGAGCAGUAUAUUGAGAUGGAUCUUGGUCUUGGUGUCCUGGAAGAAAAGAAAGAUGGUGAUUCGUCUAGCGAGGAUGAGGAUGACGACGAAGAGUCAAAGACGGGUACUGCUGGUGCUGGGAAUACGUCCCAAGACUUGAAGGACUCUGAUAUCAUUGGGAAACUAAUGGGAGGAAAGGGCAAGAAGGCCGAGGCCGACAAACCGUCCAUUGAGGAGAUGACGGAAUAA